AUGGGGCCUUCUCAACGUGCCACGGGAUUCAAGCCCGGCCCUGAGCAAGGGAAGGCAAAGCCCCCGCGCAGCAAACGAACAGUGGCUCUGGCAAAGCAACAAAAGGAAGACCUGUUGAAACGGAUAUCUCAACUCGAGCUCCAGCAGGUAUUAGGCAACGAAAAAGCCGAGCACGAUGCCACCAAGGCCAUUGCUAGCAGAUUGAGGCUAGAGCACAAUGAUCUAGUCAGACGACUGGACGAGGCCGAGACUGCCGUGGCCAAGGCUGAGUCUCGCGCCUGGGAAAGCGAAAGAGAAAUGGCCAAGCUACAAAAGUCCCUUUUCGAGUCGAAGAUGGGUGCACAGAACAAUGAAACUUGGAUGGAGCUUAUGGCGGAGGAAAAUCAGCAAAUGGAAGAAGCCAAUGGGAGGAUCGUGGCAAGGAAUAUCAUGCGAGAGGGUGAGCUCAUUCAGGAAAUUGAACAGACGGAGAACCGAGCACGCAGUCUGGAACAGUCGCUCACUAUAGCCUACAAGGAUGUGGAAGAGUAUGGGAUCCUGUUUCAGAAGGAUACAGAAGACUGGGCAGAAUUGGUGAAUCUCUUGGAUAAGUACAAGUCUGAGAAUGGCGAGAGGAUUCGAGAGCUUCGUCGUUCGGUCACGGAAUACUCCAAUGCCAUGGAGGGCAUUCAGGAUGAGGUCAACCAGCUAUUUCAAGCCGCAGAAGUUAGAAUCGCGCGCAACAGACUUCGCCGGGACAAUGCGGCAAGUAGAGCUGGCCCAAGAAUUGUUCAAUGGGGCAGUGAGAUCUCGAGAGUUAAUUCUCCACGGUCAUCCGAAGAAAACUUCCGUGACUUCUUGCCUUUCCUGGGGACAUAUGACUUCGACAGCGACUCAUUGCCCGGUAUAGGGGAGUACCCGCUUAUGAAUAUACCAUGCGAGGCACGAGAUGAAUACAACGGGCCUUAUAUUAGCCUCGGCCAGAUUGAAAGUGACGCUGCUGCACUGCCGUCUUCCAGUGAUACGCAUAUAGAGCCCGCCAAAGACGAGCUACACUCACUGGAUACACUGAUACCAACAGUAGAUAACGGCCAAUGCGGAUUCGCAGUGUUCGAUGUCAACAGACUUUGUCGCGGUUUCGAAUCAACCCUUACCGGCGGCUUCGAUUCCGACUCGGACACCAAAUAUGACCGAGAUCAAGACCGCAUGUUUGGAUCUUCCUUGCAAGAUUGGGAACGGGACAGUCUCAUUAGUCAGGCCCUGGAACGGCACUCAUUCGACGAGAAAACACGGGGGAAAUGCUGGAAUCGGAUCACCCAUGAUAGCCCGUCACCCGAAAUUACCGAUGGCAACAAUUAUAUAGGGGAGGGCUGGUUGAACCCAAGCUUGCCAGAUCCACCAGGUCUCCACAAUUCACAUUUGUCGAACAUGAGCUUCGAGUCUUGGAAAUUUCUGAAGAAACCCAGUUGGCCUGUCCAAGAGCGAACAGAUAUGGAUAGGUCAAGGGUUAAGUCGCGGCCCGUCUACUUUGGCCACUUGCCAUGCGGCUAUACACCUCCUUUGAAUACGUCCCGAAAGCGCGUUCGAUGUGCUCCGCCAACAUCUCAUCCGAAUUGGGAUCAUGAUGGCGAAGCUAGUGCGAAUUUGGAACAAGACGACUCUAUUCGUGAGCUGGACCUUGACGUGGUGCCUAGUAGUGGACCGACGGAUUGUACGGUUCCGCAGAGUGCACUGUUUACUAGGACGGUGAAUGACGAUCCUGAUCAGGCCUCCAUCCUCAGUGUGGAUCAUCGACGAGGCAAUUCGAUCAUCAAGGAAUCCGAAUCAAGGGGAGUUCAGACUGGCGAUACUCCGCUGUUGGCGCGUCCGGACAAUCUGGCUGCCUCGCUGAAGGCGUUAGUGAUGGCGCCAAACGGCCCGCUUGACCAGGGAGGAAAGUUGCGAUCUUUAUCCGUCGGCGAUCUGCCGCGAGUACUAGCAACAGAGGCAGCAUCAGUCACCGAGCGCAUGCCGGGGUCAUGGCCGCGAAAAGCUAAUUCCUAUGUAGACAUUAACCCCGAGAUUGCCUCGGAGAUAGCCAUUGCAGUCUUGCGAAGGUUGAGAGCGUCGAUGGAGAAUAUUCUACCGGUCGGCAUCGAAUUAUUGAAUUUGCUGAACCCCUCACAUCCUCAGUGCAUCGUCUAUCCGGGCCUCAUGGCGCUAUGGUUGUGGCAGAGCUAUGAACGACACGCGGAGUGGCGGCAAUGGGAGAGGGCCAACGAGCGUUACAUGGUGCAGCAGUUGCGCAACCAGUACGCGUUGCAAGUAGGCUGGGUGGACUCGGUGGGAUUUAGCUUGUCCCAGUGGCUAGCGUUUGACCGGUCGUCUUUCGGGUAAAUAUAAU
This is a messenger RNA of Penicillium brasilianum, 2362 nucleotides long. NCBI's taxonomy places the organism in Eukaryota, Fungi, Ascomycota, Eurotiomycetes, Eurotiales, Aspergillaceae. The record is from the annotation of a GenBank genome assembly.